Messenger RNA from Magallana angulata, 354 nucleotides. RefSeq names its product E3 ubiquitin-protein ligase TRIM71-like. Lineage: Eukaryota; Metazoa; Mollusca; Bivalvia; Ostreida; Ostreidae. Gene Ontology annotation, molecular function: protein binding. Bases 1 to 354 code for a protein of 117 amino acids. The transcript has 2 exons. The record is from RefSeq and is a predicted model, not a curated record.
AUGACCAUCCAGACCUUCUCUAACAACACCCACAUGGACAUUGUUUACAUCACCGGUGCCAUAGUGGUGGUUAAUCAGGCCGGGAAACUCCGGUUUAUCUUCACUGGUCCUCCUUCUAGUACCAAGAGGUCGUUUAAACCGUACGGUAUUACAACAGACAGCCAAGGUAGGAUCCUGGUAGCAGACGGGGACAAUCAUCGAAUCCACGUCAUAGAACAGGACGGACAGUUCCUUCGCUUCAUUGACAACUGUGAUUUACAGUGUCCAUGGGGUUUAUAUGUGGACGCCAGAGACAACCUUUUUGUGGUUGAGAGUACACAACGUAAACUAAAGAAAAUCAAAUAUUGCAACUAA